Messenger RNA from Sinocyclocheilus grahami, 1163 nucleotides. Its product is annotated as 28S ribosomal protein S18b, mitochondrial-like. The transcript has 8 exons. Gene Ontology annotation, molecular function: structural constituent of ribosome. The record is from RefSeq and is a predicted model, not a curated record. Gene Ontology annotation, biological process: mitochondrial translation. Bases 504 to 1163 code for a protein of 219 amino acids. Gene Ontology annotation, cellular component: ribosome; mitochondrion. Lineage: Eukaryota; Metazoa; Chordata; Actinopteri; Cypriniformes; Cyprinidae.
UCUGCUUCUAGAAACUGUGGCGCAGUUAGGUCGCCACGCUCGAUUCAGCUAGGAACGUUUAAUCUCGGUUUAUAUCUGGAAUCGUUUUCAACAGACAACUGGCUAACUGUUACGUAGCUUAGAUUCAAAUUGGUUUGAAAGAACACUUACUAUUAAAACCUCUCCUCUGCGUCUCGGGUUGCUAUUAAUAUAUUGUGCUUAACAGCAACAAUUUUCAGCUUUUUAACAGUUUAAGAGAACGUAAACUGUCGUGACUUUAGCAUUAUUGGCUGAAAAAUGGCAUAAUGGGCGGGAUUGUGGUGGCUGAAAUGGAGCUUUUCCUUCUUGAACAAUCUGAAGCAAAAAAAAAAUAGUAAGCGAAUGUCCGUUACUCGAGCAGAAAAACUGAGUUUUUUGGGCUUUGGUCUUCGCACAGUUGAAAAAUCCUCGACGCCAGAUCUCCACUGAGACCGACUCAGACCUGAAACGAAACAACAGCACAAAGGAACAUUAGAGAAAAGCGAAUGUUUGGCGGCGGAAAUCCAGAAAACGAUCAAAAGAGAAUCCGAGAUUGGAAAAGAAGUGCUCCAGUGCUGCGUCUGAAUUUUCGUGCUUCAUCAUCUUCAUCAUCUUCAUCAUCUGCUGAUGACACGGAUUCAGCUGAGGUACUGUCUAGAUAUUCAGACAGACCAUGGGAAUACUUAGAAAGUGAAGAGUACAUUGAGCGCUAUGGAUCAAAGCCUGUGUGGUCUAACUAUAGGAGGAAUCAUAAGGGGGGCGUCCCUCCUCAAAAGACAAGAAAGACCUGUAUUAGAGGUGACAAGAUAUGCGGCAAUCCUUGUCCCAUCUGUCGUGAUCCAAACAUCAUUGUCCAUUACAAGAAUGUGAACCUGUUGCAGCAGUUCAUUAGUCCUCAAACAGGAAUUGUGCAUGAUCCCACUCGAACCGGUGCGUGUAUGAAACAACAGAAACUACUUAACAAGGCCAUUGAAACUGCUAGAGAUUGUGGUUUACUUUCUGCCCAGCUUGUUGACCAGGGUUUCUCCAAGAGCCUCCAGCACUUCUCUCUUGUAGUCGUCAAAGUCUCCAUCAAUCUGGCUGAUCGAGUGGUCCUCAACCACCCACAGCUGGCACUGGGUCUCCGUGAUGAGCCUGGCAUCGUGGCUCACAAUUAUCACAGCUAA